AUGAAAGCUGGUGAUCUUCCAAUUUAUGGAGGUUUAGUAGAUGAGAAGAAGGAAUAUGUUCUCGUCCCUAAACCAGAUUCGAAAAUUCGUUCUUAUUUAUACAGCAUUAUUACCCCCACUCGCCAAUCCAUUGUCGAUUGGUAUGGAACAGCGGAGUCAAAUUCACAAAAAUCUGUGAAAUUCGUGGUUGAAAAAUCAAUGAGCGUUUAUAAACACAUUGAAGAUGAUCCUGUAAUCCUCGCAAGGGGUGGCUUCAUUACUGUUUGUGGUUUGGGCGGUAUUGUACUCGGUAGUAAAGGUGGUGUUUUGCGCCAAAUUGCUUACGGUUGCCUCGGGGCCGGUGGUGGAACUGUGAUGUGUUAUCCUAAUUGUUCCCUCAAAGCAAUAAAUUAUGCUUGGGAUGCAGGCACUGGGAAGUUGUUAGAAUCUACAGAGAUGGUCAAGCGAAAGUUUAAAGAGUAA
Molecule: messenger RNA, 462 nt
Organism: Rodentolepis nana
Lineage: Eukaryota; Metazoa; Platyhelminthes; Cestoda; Cyclophyllidea; Hymenolepididae
Source: the annotation of a GenBank genome assembly